Rubroshorea leprosula is the source of this 2022-nucleotide messenger RNA. The record is from the annotation of a GenBank genome assembly. NCBI's taxonomy places the organism in Eukaryota, Viridiplantae, Streptophyta, Magnoliopsida, Malvales, Dipterocarpaceae.
UUCUUCUCUGAAUCCUUUUUCACCUGCCAUCUUCAAAUCUCUAUACUCGAAUCACAACCUUAAGUCAGCCAAUCGGAUAAAAAUAAAAGGAGAAUCCGAGGUUACCACGAGGGACGACGCUGAAAGCCACGGGGCUAUGUAUGGCGCAGAGCCUCUGCGGAGGAAGGGGCGGUCGGCCAGGAGAUUGUGAACUGAUAUCCAUUGCUGUAGAGCAAUAACAGAUCAAAUCAAAUACUGAAAAUUAGCGGCAACGAAAAAACAUGAAACGAGGAUACCCAGAUUCUCCCUCGAGUUCUGCUGGGCAACCUCAAUCCAGAUUUAAGCAUAACCCAGAAGGUGAUGCACGGUUUUUGGAGGAAGAGAGCACAAAGGAUUUUGCCAGGAAAGUGGCUGACCAUUAUAGUUCCAGAACAAAUCAAACUUUGGAAGAACGAGAAGCAAGUCCUAUCAUUCACUUAAAGAAACUUAACAACUGGAUCAAAAGUGUCCUAAUACAGCUUUAUGCUCGGCGAGGUGAUGCUAUUCUUGAUCUUGCUUGUGGCAAGGGAGGUGACCUCAUUAAAUGGGAUAAGGCAAAAAUUGGAUAUUAUGUUGGCAUCGAUAUAGCUGAAGGCUCGAUAGAAGAUUGUCGGACACGUUAUAAUGGUGACGCAGACCAUCAUCAACGUCGCAAGAAGUUCACUUUUCCUGCCCGUCUUAUAUGUGGGGAUUGUUUUGAAGUACGCCUGGACCAAGUUCUAGCAGAUGAUGCACCUUUCGAUAUCUGCAGCUGUCAGUUUGCGAUGCAUUAUUCCUGGUCUACGGAGGCACGUGCGCGACGGGCUUUGGCCAAUAUAUCGAAUUUACUUCGUCCAGGAGGGACAUUCAUUGGGACAAUGCCAGAUGCCAAUGUGAUAAUAAAAAAACUUAGACAAGCUGAAGGAUUGGCCUUUGGUAAUAGUGUCUAUUGGAUACGUUUUGAUGAAGAGUUUUUGGACAAGAAAUUUAAAUCUUCCAGCCCCUUUGGAAUCAAGUACAAGUUUCACCUGGAGGAUGCUGUUGAUUGCCCAGAAUGGAUUGUCCCCUUCAACGUCUUUAAGUCAUUAGCAGAGGAGUAUGAUCUAGAGUUAGUUUUCUCUAAGAACGCUCAUGAAUUUGUGCAUGAGUUCUUAAAAAAGCCAGAAUAUGUGGAACUUAUGAGGAGGCUUGGUGCAUUAGGUGAUGGUAACCAAGACCAAAGCACAUUGUCACCAGAUGAAUGGGAAGUUGCUUAUUUAUACCUAGCAUUUGUCCUAAAAAAGCGUGGCCAAUCUGAACGUGCACAAGCAAAUAGUAGGAGAGACAAAGGGAAAUUGCAAAUAUCCAAGGAGGAUAUCAUGUACAUUAGUAACGGAACUUAAUGGGACGGCCUAAUAUGUUCAUUUAUAUUUCAAACAGGACAAUAAGAGAGAUGGUUGUGAAUGAAACAAUACAUAUACAUGGGCAAGGCCCUUCCACAAGGUUUUAGCUUUAUAUGUUUUUUAUGGAAAUUCCAAUUCGGUUUUGUAGAUUUAUAAUGUAAUAUUACUUCUAAGAGAGGGAAGCUAUGUGGUACUUAAUUAGUGUUUUUAGGGAACAAGAACACUAUUGACAUGUCUGUAAUCAGGCGCUCUGCUGGUUAGACAUUUUAGUGCUUUAAAGCAAUAGAAGCCUCUGAAGUCUGAAGCUGAACUAGAAUGUCUACGUGUUACAAGAUGGGGUUUACCACCAGUAUUUAUUUGUGAAUGGAUCAUUUAUUUAUUUUGAUGAAAAUAGAAGUUGGGAUUUACCAGUUAUAGCUCUCAUAUUUGGCAUCAGUUAUAGAAACCCAGCUUUAGUUUAGUAAAUUCUAAACUUUAAAGUUUAAUGGAUCAGAACAAGUUAUUACAUAUGCCUAUUUAGCACCUGAAGCCUCAUCCAUAAUACUAAAGAGUCAAGUGUUGAUGGCUGCAGAUAUAAGAAGGAUGAGUUUACACUCUUUAUAAGGUGUCUAUAGCAAGACAUACAUAAAAGGAACUCUGCCUA